Clupea harengus (Atlantic herring) is the source of this 1428-nucleotide messenger RNA. Its product is annotated as actin, alpha cardiac muscle 1-like. The record is from RefSeq and is a predicted model, not a curated record. NCBI's taxonomy places the organism in Eukaryota, Metazoa, Chordata, Actinopteri, Clupeiformes, Clupeidae.
GUCCUCUCACUCUCUCAAGGGAGCAAAAGCACGUGAGCCUCCUCUCCUAAGUGGUCUACAACCGUCUGAGUAAAGAUGUGUGAUGAGGAAGAGACUACCGCUCUGGUGUGUGACAACGGCUCUGGCCUGGUCAAGGCAGGGUUCGCCGGAGAUGAUGCCCCAAGAGCUGUCUUCCCCUCCAUUGUUGGCCGUCCCCGCCAUCAGGGUGUGAUGGUGGGUAUGGGACAGAAGGACAGCUAUGUAGGAGACGAGGCUCAGAGCAAGAGAGGUAUCCUGACCCUGAAAUACCCCAUCGAGCACGGCAUCAUCACCAACUGGGACGACAUGGAGAAGAUCUGGCAUCACACCUUCUACAAUGAGCUGCGUGUGGCCCCCGAGGAGCACCCCGUCCUGCUGACUGAGGCUCCCCUCAACCCCAAGGCCAACAGAGAGAAGAUGACCCAGAUUAUGUUUGAAACCUUCAACGUUCCAGCUAUGUAUGUAGCCAUCCAAGCUGUGCUCUCCCUCUACGCUUCUGGCCGUACCACUGGUAUUGUGCUGGAUGCUGGUGAUGGUGUGACCCACAAUGUGCCAGUAUAUGAAGGCUAUGCUCUGCCUCAUGCCAUCAUGAGGCUGGAUCUGGCUGGCCGUGACCUGACUGACUACCUCAUGAAGAUCCUCACAGAGAGAGGCUACAGCUUUGUCACCACCGCCGAGCGUGAGAUUGUCCGGGACAUCAAGGAGAAGCUGUGCUACGUGGCUCUGGACUUUGAGAAUGAGAUGGCCACUGCUGCCUCUUCCUCCUCCCUGGAGAAGUCCUAUGAGUUGCCCGAUGGCCAAGUCAUUACCAUCGGUAACGAGAGGUUCCGCUGUCCCGAGACCCUUUUCCAGCCCUCUUUCAUUGGUAUGGAGUCUGCUGGAAUCCAUGAGACCACAUACAACGGCAUCAUGAAGUGUGACAUUGACAUCCGUAAGGACCUGUACGCCAACAAUGUGCUCUCUGGCGGUACCACCAUGUACCCAGGUAUCGGUGACCGUAUGCAGAAAGAGAUCACAGCCCUGGCUCCCAGCACCAUGAAGAUCAAGAUGAUUGCUCCACCUGAGCGUAAGUACUCUGUAUGGAUCGGUGGCUCUAUCUUGGCUUCCCUGUCCACUUUCCAGCAGAUGUGGAUCAGCAAGGAUGAGUAUGAAGAGGCUGGACCUUCCAUUGUCCACAGGAAGUGCUUCUAAACACACCAUGUGUAUAUGUUCAUGUACUUACACACAUUUUCUCACAUCCUUUAACUUUUAACUUUCAUCCACAUUAUUUCCUUCAAGCUAAAUUUCCAUUGUCUCCAGUGUCACUCUCCAUCUUGAUUUUAAUUGCACAUGUGUUGUCCUCAACCACUGUGAAUCACUGUUCAUUCCCUCCCUUUUGUUAAUCUCACAAUAAAUACUUCUAAUCCCCCA